AAGCAAUUAUUUGCUAUGGACUCUUACCUGGCACACGCCCCACCAUUCAUGGUGCCGCCAGUGCAAAUGCCCCGGUAUGAAGAGUUCGACCUCGCACGAAAAUACGACCGGCCAAAGUUCCGCACCAGCGCACGCCACCAGCAGUAUUACCAGUACUACGAUAAGCUCAACAAUGACGGGCUUCUGUUCGAGCCGUACUCAGACUCGGCCACGGCCAGAUACUACAAAGAGCAUCGCAUAUACUCGGCACAGAUGAAUUGGCAAGCAUUGACUGCCGACAGUCCCAGCCAGCCGGCCAGGGAGCGUCCAUUGGAGACAAGCAAUCUCGUGACCUUCCCCGACCUGUUCGCCGGCGACGGUGUCCCCCACCUUAUCCACCAUUCGCUCGUGCGCAUGGGACACCGAAUCUGUCUUUUUGGUGGGCUCGAGCUCAUGCCGGACGCAGAGUAUGAGCAGUACCUGCGAGAGCUCACUGACGACUUUUCCAUCCCGCCAGCCAACAUCCACAUGCACUUCGACUACGAGCUGCCUGCGCCACUUAGCAAGUGCAAGCUCACGUCGCUCGCUCUGCGGCCCAACAAAAACGUGUACACUUACAACUCGGAGACAAGCACGCUGCUCAAGACGUGCGAGCUCGAUUGCAUCAAGACGCCGCCGCCGCUGCUGUGCUCUGGCUUGCAGCAGAUCAGCGCGUACCAUUUCAUGCUCCACGCAGGGUUUGAAUUGCACACCCACGUAGAGAAGCGCGAUGGCCACGUCCAUAUCAGUAGGACGCUCGACCCGCAAACGGCUAUGUGGAUGUUCGAUGUCCGCACGCAGGUUUUUACUCAGCUCAAGGUCAUCCUCAGCUCCUCCAUCUCCACUAUUUUGCCCCACUAUAUUCCCCGUUUCGGCCACCAAAUCCAAGGUAUCACCAUCGAACAGAACAAUUCACCCAACGACGACGACAGCCUCCACUCUGGCCCCUCCCACGAUCACACCAUUGGCUCAUGUUCGCGAUAUUCGCGUCCCGCCGUCGUCUUUGUUAUGGGUGGCUACAAACUCGAAGAGCACACAAACCGGCUCGUGGCACUCAACGACCUGUGGAAGUGCGAGCUCUCGGCAAGCAACACGACGGACCCUUCUGCGCGGGGCUUCCAGCUCGAGUUCUCCACGGAAAUGAUCUGCUCACUUGUCGGGAGCCCUGACAUCCUCAGCGACAGGUUUAGUUUCUGCUACAACGCAAGGGGAGAGCCUCUGGGUCCGGAAAAACGGCAGGUCAUCCAGGGGCUGUUCCGCCACGGAACAGACGCGCAGUGGCCCAAGCCGCGUGGUUUCUUUAGCAUGGAUGUUGUGCAGACUGCCGACCUCGAGCAAAUGGUGGAGGGAGAGUUGGUGGACCAGCAUGCCCACAUCAGCCAGCCCAGGCCGAAAAAGAGCCGCUACUUCACCGGAUUGCAGGAUGAGGCACAGUCCCCGUCGCCGACUCCGUCGCUGCAGGCCCAGCUGCGCGCCUCGUCGCCCUUGUCGGCGACAGAAAGAGCCAACAUGCGCCAAUUUUUUCAAUAUGAGGGCCGAAUGCGGAGCAGGACUCCGUCGUUGACGGAGGAGACGCCGCGGUCGUCACCGAGCGCUGCGGCGGCACAGUUUUCAUCGCGUGCAGUUCGCUCGACCUCGCUUGUGGUGUUUGGUGGCUCCAGCAUCGUCCACGUAAAAGUGGUGGCCGACGACGGGUCAGAACUCCUGUACUCGAAAGUGGAGGUGUUGAGUGACAUGUGGUGCUUCGAUCUCAAUACAGAAACCUGGACGAGCGUGCUGACAGUUAAGCAGUCCGAUAAUAGGCCGCUCAAACUCUGUGGCCACGCAUCGGCUAGCGACGGGCAACAACUUAUGGUGAUCGGCGGGUUGCGGGGGUACCAGCUUGACGACCAGCUGCUUGCCAUUCGGUAUAGUGGAGACGCUGCAAAACAGUACCUGGACAUCGCCGAAAGGGCGUUUGAUGCGAUCAGCGAGAAAGUACGGCCUGUAAUCAACCGCGAGGUGUACGAUUUCUUUGUGCUCAACUUUGCCACGCGGCAGUGGAAACACGCAGAAACACGGCUCUACAAUGCCAAGGAGAACCUUGUGACGGGCCAUUUCAUCAUCAACGUGCACGUACAGGCACUACAGUUCGACUCAGAGGUGGUGAUAUGUGGGGGCGGAGACGCGCGUGUCGUCGAUAACAACCAACUGCUGCUACCGGACGAGCAGCAGGACCACUUGUUGGGUGGGGCUUUCGAAAUAUUAUCGUCGCUCAUGAAAUUCUAAUUACUCGUUACUAAGAAGUCGGGCAACCAUCUCGUCCACCGGCACAGCGUACUCCUCGGCCAUCUGCCGCGCUACCUGCCUGUCCGGCUCAUUCAGACGUUGCACAAAUUCGGCAUAUUGUCGUUUCUCCACGCCCUCGCGCUCCACUAGCUCUGCAACCUUAUUCAGCCAAACAACGUACUCCACACGGCCGGAAACAAGACCAUAUAGGUGGCGCGACACCGCCUUGUUCACCUGUGUAUACUUGGUAGCAGACAAUCCCAGCCUCCUCAGCUUUGGUCGUAGCAGAAGAGCCUGGAUAAGCGAUUUCGGAGUGUAGCUCAACACAAAUGGCGUCUCUUCGCGCACACGGUCGCCCAACAACUUGUUGUGCUCUGCCAGCGCGGCAGCAGAAAGCUGUCGCUUGCGUGACGCCCGUUUCGGCCGCUUGAACUUCUCAACGCCGCCGGUGUUGGAGGCAUCCAGAGCGCCCAUUUUCUUACCCCCACGCAGCGCAUCCAGCGCCCGCCACGCAAUGUCCUCCGUUGUGACCGUCUGUUGCUGCCGCUGCUCAUCCACAAGAGCAACAUAGUCGGGCUCGUCUCUGGACACAUAUACCCCCAAUUGACGCUGACGGCCGUUUCUGAUCUGGCGUCGCACGCUUUGCAAAAAAUUCUGCCCCCGUCUGCCCCCACGAGACGGGAUCACGCUGCCCGCGUCCUGCAAUGAGUCGCACACAGGACAGUGGAAUUGCGCGCCUUCAAGUAUCCCUAAACACGCGGUAUGGUAGCCGCUCGAGCACUCGCGGCAGAUCGCGAACGCCCCCGUGCCCGAUCGGUCGCACAGGCAGCAUAGCUGAUUAUCUAGGUGGGGGUGAUGGUGCAGAGGUGUGUUAUCAACAACCGGCUCGAAGAGCUCUGGAGUCUGUUUUCUGUCUGGUAUGGCGGUGGACUGGUACACACUAUUGUCAGAAAUGAGCUCGAUGUCAGUAAAAGUUGCUCGACACUGUGGGCACGAGUUUGCCUUCUGAGCCCAUUCAUUGAUGCAAAAUCCAUGGUAAUAGUGGUGGCAGGGUACUGUGCGGGCAAGAUGUUGCGCGGAUCUGGUUUCCCGCACGAUCGUCUGGUCCGGAUGGGGAAGAUCGUCCAAACAUAUCGGACACAGAUCAGGAGGGUUCAUAAUGUCUGAAGAUUA
This is a messenger RNA of Ogataea polymorpha, 3459 nucleotides long. RefSeq lists its product as uncharacterized. The record is from RefSeq and is a predicted model, not a curated record. Lineage: Eukaryota; Fungi; Ascomycota; Pichiomycetes; Pichiales; Pichiaceae. Gene Ontology annotation, molecular function: protein binding. Bases 16 to 2286 code for a protein of 756 amino acids. The transcript has a single exon.